CGAGCGUCCGACCAGAAAUCGCGUUCCAGCCUGUACGCAAAUAUACCGAGCAUGCUGCUCCGGUCGCUUCGCCUUCGCCGCCUCCACGCCGGCGUGCGCUACCCGCUCGUGCCCUAUGUCGCCGACGCGGCCGCGCUGCGCCUCUCGCCGUCGACCUCGGUCGCGCUCUUUGGCGUCAACCUCGAUGCCAACUCGUCCUUUCUGCGCGGCGCCGCCGAUGCGCCGGAUGCGAUUCGCCACGCGUUCGUCUCCGACAGCGGCAACGGCUCGUCCGAGCGCGGCGUCGACGUCGGGCAGCUGCAGGCGUCGGCGCUCCUCGAUCUCGGCAACGUCGCGCCAGCCUUCGACGUCAUCUCGGCCGUCGCUGCCGCGGCUACGCGCGCCAACCACCGGCUGCUCGUGCUUGGUGGCGCGGCUACGCGCGCCAACCACCGGCUGCUCGUGCUUGGUGGCGACCACAGCAUCACGUUUCCCGUGAUCCGCGGUCUCCGCGCAGCGCUCUUGGAAGCGGGCGAGCGUCGGCUCAACAUUCUGCACCUUGACGCGCACAGCGACAUGUAUGCGGACGACGUCCUUGGCGGUGGCAACGCGCACUCGCAUGCGUCGCCGUUCGCGCGCAUCCUCGAAGGCGGCCUCUGCACGCGCCUCGUGCAAACCGCGCAUUUGCGGGACCAAGCCGCCAAGUACGGUGUCGAAGUCCACGAGAUGCAAGGAAUCGCAAAGCGUGGGCUGCCAGCGCUGGCCUUUGACGGGCCGCUGUACAUCUCGGUCGACCUCGAUGUCCUCGACCCUGCGUUCGCACCUGGUGUGAGCCACUACGAGCCCGGCGGUCUCUCGACUCGCGAGGUGCUCUCGCUUCUGCAGGAUGUCAAGGCGACGACCAUUGUUGGCGCCGACAUUGUCGAGCUCAAUGUGGCGAGGGACACUGGCGCUGGCCACGCUUCCGUGACGGGCCAGACGUCACCGGGCAUGACGGCCAUGGUCGCCGCCAAGUUGAUGAAGGAGCUCCUCGCCCGUCUCUGGGCUUGAUAAUACAGCGAUAUGGCUGCUUGUUGUGACAGAGUGCCAUGUCCCGCCACUGCUAGCGACUCUGGUAAGCAUUUGCCUAGUCCAUGAGCUAUCAACUAUUAGAUUGUGUCAUCCA
This is a messenger RNA of Saprolegnia parasitica CBS 223.65, 1144 nucleotides long. RefSeq lists its product as hypothetical. Bases 52 to 1029 code for a protein of 325 amino acids. The transcript has 2 exons. The record is from RefSeq and is a predicted model, not a curated record. NCBI's taxonomy places the organism in Eukaryota, Oomycota, Saprolegniomycetes, Saprolegniales, Saprolegniaceae. Gene Ontology annotation, molecular function: metal ion binding; agmatinase activity.